Molecule: messenger RNA, 6844 nt
Organism: Onychostoma macrolepis
Lineage: Eukaryota; Metazoa; Chordata; Actinopteri; Cypriniformes; Cyprinidae
Gene: acana
Product: aggrecan a
Exons: 19
Coding region: 222-5087 (1621 amino acids)
Biological process (GO): cell adhesion
Molecular function (GO): hyaluronic acid binding; calcium ion binding
Source: RefSeq, a predicted model, not a curated record
AGUUUCUUUCUGCUUCUCAAUCUUCUGCCAGAAGCGCCUCUGAACUUCGCUGCACACGCGACACUUUUAUUACGGGUUUGGAUUGAGAGACGCGCGUGCCAUCAGAGAGCUGGAAAGCAUCUGCAAUCAAGGAAUAUAAGAGUUUCAGAGGGACACUGCAUCAUACCGGUAAUGUACAGUUUGGCUUUACGUUGUGGUUUCGCUGGUUGUACAGGUGAACGAUGCUGUCCUUGCUUUUGCUGAGUAUGUGUUUCUGGGUCUUCUCGGCCACAGCAUCUUUCAAUCAUGUUUACACUGAGCCUGAAAGCACACUGAGCGUCAGCAUACCCAAUGAGCUUCCUCUCCGGCCUCUGAUGGGUGACACAUUAGUUCUGCCCUGCUACUUCCAGGACAACACAGUCAAUGACCCUGGUGCCCCCACCAUUGGCCCUUUGUCUCACCGGAUCAAAUGGAGUCUGGUCACCAAAGAAAAGACCACAAACAUCUUAGUGGCAUCUGAAGGAGUAGUAAGCAUCGACAAAGGGUAUCUUGAUCGGAUCACCAUGGUUGGAUACCCCAUGACACCCACAGACGCCUCCAUUAAGAUCACUGAGCUCCAUUCCAAUGACUCUGGAGUGUACCGCUGCGAGGUCAUGAAUGGGAUAGAGGACGAUUAUGAUAUUGUUGACGUUCAAGUUCAAGGUAUUGUUUUCCACUAUCGUGCCAUCACCACACGAUAUACCCUUACCUUUGAGAAGGCCAAGGCAGCCUGUAUUCAAAACAGUGCAGUGAUUGCUACUCCAGAGCAACUCCAAGCAGCUUAUGAUGAGGGUUUACACCAGUGUGAUGCUGGCUGGCUUGCAGAUCAAACCGUCAGGUACCCUAUUCAUGAUCCUCGUGAGGCUUGUUAUGGAGACAAGUAUGAAUUUCCAGGAGUGAGGACAUAUGGAGUAAGAGACGUGAAUGAGACGUAUGACGUGUACUGCUUUGCUGAGAAAAUGACAGGAAAAGUGUUCCACACUACUUCCCCUAACAAAUUCACUUUUGAGGAGGCAGAACCUGACUGUGCAAAGCUGGGUGCCAAGUUGGCCACCACAGGACAGCUGUACCUGGCAUGGAAGGGUGGUAUGGAUAUUUGUAAUGCAGGCUGGCUGGCAGACCGGAGCGUUCGCUACCCCAUCAACAUCGCCCGACCGCAGUGUGGAGGUGGCCUGCUGGGAGUGCGCACCGUCUAUCGGUUUCCCAAUCAGACAGGCUACCCUCUCUUAGACUCCCGCUAUGAUGCAUUUUGCUACUCUGAAACGGGAGAGGAAGGUUCAGGCCUAUUUCCAUUCGACAUAGAGACGACCACAGAAGCUGAAAGUGGUGUCCUGAGCGUGGACACAUUCACAGAAAGCCCCCAGGUCUUUUUAAAGCCCACCUCCACAGGAAGUGAAUCUCAGGGAAACGUUGUAACAUACAAGCCAUCAGUGACCACAAGUGUCGAGUUCCCAUAUACUGCACUAAAUAAUUCCCAGCUGCCCCUUUCACCACCCCCCAGCUCUGUGGACACUGUGGAAGGGGUCACUGAUAGGUCUGAUCUUUCCUCUGAUUUGAAUGAAACCGAAACUAUCAUGUCUGCCACAGGGGUGGUCUUCCAUUAUCGUGCAAGCUCCGGUCGUUAUGCUUUUGACUUUGUCGAGGCUCAACUGGCAUGUCAGAGCAUCGGUGCAGUCAUUGCCAGUGCCCAGCAACUGCAGGCAGCCUUUGAGUCUGGUUACCAUCAAUGUGACGCUGGCUGGCUGUUAGAUCAGACUGUCAGGUAUCCCAUUGUGUCUCCACGUGAGAAAUGCUCUGGUGAUUUGGAGCAUGUUCCUGGUGUGAGGUCUUAUGGACUGCGUUCUGCUGAUGAACGCUAUGAUGUGUACUGCUAUGUGGACAAAUUACGGGGGGAAGUUUUCCAAGCUAGUUCAUUCGAGGGAUUCACUUAUGGUGAGGCAGUGGCUUACUGCCAGGGAAGGAAUGCCUCCCUGGCCUCCACAGGAGACCUGUAUGCCGCUUGGAAGCAGGGCUUUGAUAAGUGCCGUGCUGGCUGGCUUCUUGACCGCAGUGUACGUUACUCCAUCAAUAACCCUCGGCAGCAGUGUGGUGGAGGGAAGGCUGGAGUUCACACAGUUUACAAGUUUCCUAACCAAACUGGCUCUCCUGACAUGCACUCCAAAUUUGAUGCAUACUGCAUCAAGGUGGAUCUGGAUCUGUCUCUGAAUGAAAGUGAAACAAAUAUGACGGUGACAGAGGAAAAGAUAGUGAGCGUGACAUUCCUCCCUGCUCUUCUCAAACCUGAAGGAGCUACUCCUAUUGCUAUCGCUGCGGAACCCUCUGGAUCUGGCGCAUCUGGGGCCAGUGGCACUGAUGAUCAGUUGAGCAGUGGGAGCGGGGAUCAGCCAAGUGGGUCACCUGCUUCAAGUGGAGACUCUUCUGGGGCUAGCGGCACCGAUGAUCUGUUAAGCAGUGGAAGCGGGGAUCAGCCGAGUGGGUCACCUGUUUCAAGUGGGGACUCUUCUGGGGCCAGUGGCACUGACAGUCUGUCGGGCAGUGGGCGGGACCAACUGAGUGGAUCAUUUGUGUCAAGCGGAGACUCUUCUGGGGCCAGUGGCACUGACAGUCUGUCGGGCAGUGGAAGUGGGGAUCAGCCGAGUGGGUCAUUUGGGUCAAGUGGAGACUCUUCUGGGGCCAGUGGCACUGACAGUCUGUCGGGCAGUGGAAGCGGGGACCAACUGAGUGGAUCAUUUGUGUCAAGCGGAGACUCUUCUGGGGCCAGUGGCACUGACAGUCUGUCGGGCAGUGGAAGUGGGGAUCAGCCGAGUGGGUCAUUUGGGUCAAGUGGAGACUCCUCUGGGGGCAGUUGGAGUGGGGAUCUGCCAAGCGGGUCUGGAGGUUCUUCAGGAACUGGCAGUGGCUUAGAUAUCCUAGUGACCUUUUCAGGAAGUGACUCCGUUUUUUCAGGAGUUGGAUCAGCUUCAGGAAGACCCGAAGAGGCUGGGAAGGCAGGCACAGAGAUCUUCACCUUUCCCUUUGGCCAGGGCUCAGGUCUCUUCGGACUGGACACCUCUGGAUCAGGAUCAGGAAGUGGGUCAGGGUAUAGCUCUGAAGAGAGUGGAUCUACCUCAGACUUUUCCAGCAGCUCAGUAGAAAGCGACGAGAGUGGAGACCUUUCUGGCAUCUCCUCAGGAUCAGGUUCUGCUGAGGAGUCCUCAGGAUUCAGCGGUUUCCCAUCAGGAAUUUUUCCCUCUGGAGGAUCCAGUGGCAUUUCAUUCAUCGAUGGCAGUGGUGACAUCAUGGUGGAUAGCCCAUGGGUGAAGGUGUCCACUGCUCCACAUUUAACAGUACAAGAGCUGGGUGGAAGCCAUGUGGAUUUCAGCGGAUCAGGACAUAUCUCAGGGUCUGGGAUGAGCAUUGAUGUCUCUGGGAUGAGCGAUGAUAUCUCUGGGAUGAGUGGUGAUGUCUCUGGGAUGAGUGGUGAUGUCUCUGGGAUGAGUGGUGAUGUCUCUGGGAUGAGUGGUGAUGUCUCUGGGAUGAGUGGUGAUGUCUCUGGGAUGAGUGGUGAUAUCUCUGGGAUGAGUGGUGAUAUCUCUGAAGUUAGCGGUGUCCACAGUGGCUCCGGGAGUGGUUUAGAGUUUUCUGGUCUGACAUUUCUGGGGUCGGGCUUCAUUGAUCUCACAGAACAACCUCGUGAGCAGGAAGCUUCUGGACUUUUGCUGUUUGGGUCUGGUGACGGAAGUGGAUUUACAUCUGGAGGCUAUGCCAUUGAAUCAGGGGAAAGAUCAGGGGAAUCAGCUAGCGGUGAUAUAAUCUUCUUCACCAGUAAUGGCCUGGUGGAAAUGUCCAACAAGCCCUUCCAAGGCAUGGAGCUAGGAAGGGGAGAGGUGGAGUACAGUGGCACCCUCAGGUUGUCCUCAGGGAGUGGAGAAGACCAAAGUGCCUUUGCUAGUGGACAAGAACAUGAAUGGAUCCCAGUCACUGAAGUUACGCCAGCAGUGAACUCCAGUGAUGCUCCCUCAGAUGUACUAUCUGCUCAAGGGCCAUCUGGCCUGUACAGCGAUGCUGCAGAACCUCCAUUGACUCCAUUGUCAGAACCAGAGGGAAUCACAAGUAAACUUGACACUGUUACUUCAGCAGCUUUGUCUUCUACCACAGAACCUACUUCUUUACUGAGCCCUUCUGUCACGGAAGGGCUUGUUGUGAAUGCUUCUGUUAACCCAUGUGAACCAAACCCUUGUGGAGCUGGGGUGUGUUCGGUGAAGGAUGGGGUGGGCAUUUGUCACUGCCCACCUGGACUGCAUGGAGAAGAGUGCAAGUUUGAGGUUGAUGUUUGCCAUUCAAACCCUUGCGCCAAUGGAGCCACCUGUGUGGAGGUGGAGGACACUUUCAAAUGCUUAUGUCUGCCCAGCUACGAAGGAGACCGCUGUGAGAUUGAUGUGCACAGCUGUGAGGAGGGCUGGACUAAGUUUCAGGGCAACUGUUACUUGCAUUUCUCGGAGAGGAGGACCUGGCAGGAUGCUGAGCAGCGCUGUCGAGACUUAAACGCUCACCUGGUGAGCAUUAUCACUCCAGAGGAGCAGGCCUUCAUCAACUCAUACACGCAAGACUAUCAGUGGAUUGGACUGAACGAUAAAAUGGUGGAAAAUGACUUCCGCUGGUCAGAUGGGACUCCGCUGCAAUAUGAGAACUGGAGGCCUAACCAGCCUGACAAUUAUUUUAACUCUGGUGAAGACUGUGUUGUAAUGAUCUGGCAUGAAAAUGGUCAAUGGAAUGAUGUGCCCUGCAACUAUCACUUACCUUUCACAUGCAAAACAGGUCCAGUGACAUGUGACCAACCUCCUAAAGUGGAGAAUGCCAGGAUGUUUGGCAACAAGAAGGAUCGUUACCAGGUGAAUUCUAUAAUCAGAUACCAGUGCAGUGAAAACUUCACACAGCGCCACCUACCUGUGAUCCGCUGCAUGGCAGACGGGCAGUGGGAGAAGCCUCAAGUGCAAUGCAUAGCCAAGGUCAAAUCUGGACUGCAAAAAGAAUCUUCUGGUCAUCACUCUCAUAAAUCUAAUACAACAACAUUGGAAAAACAUCUCUAAGGAGAUCUGAAGAGCUUGAGAUUCAUUUUUAAAUCAGUACGAGUUUUAUAUUUAUUUUCCAAGACACUGAAUUAUGAAGCAUUUGUGAUUAAAAAGUGUUUUUUUCAAGAUAAGUGCCCAUCUAGUAUAUUGCUGCCCCCCUAUACAUUAGAUGUCAGUUAUUGGCCAUCAGCCAUGAUGGAGUGAUUCAUCUCAUCCCUGCAACAAAAGAUCAGAGACCAAAAGAUCAAAGACCAGCAGCAUUCUUAAAGAUGUCUGUAAAUAUUUGCAGGUUUUCCUUUUGGACCAGCUAGUGUUUUAUGUUAAAAGGUACUGAGUGAAGAGCUGGAUGUGCCCAGUUUUUCCUCCGUGAAGGACAGUGAAACGUUUUUGUCUUUCUCUGCUAGUAAGCCAAAUUUUAGGUACAUGCACAACAUAAAUGAUUGGAUGAAAUGUGAAGUAUUAUUUUCAUCUAGUUUGUGGAGAGGAGAUGCAAACCUAAAAAAAAGUCUAUAGCCAUAAAAGACGUUUACAACAAAAUCGUAUUUAUUUCUAAUACCUAACAAGACAGAUUAAAAAAACAACUUGCACAAGGAUGUCGUUAAUUUGUUAUGUCUGAGUUGGAAACUAAUGUGAAAUGAGAUCUAUUUAUUUCUCACAGCAUAAAACAUAGUACAUCCAUCUUUGACUGGGUGUGUCCAUCUUUUUCUUCAAAAAAGCCAUAUGUAAUUAAAGGAAUAGUUCAAAAAAAGAAUAUUUGCUUAAAAUUUACUCAACCUCAUGAUGCAGAUGAGUUUAUUUCUCCGUUAGAACAGAUUUGGACAAAUUUAGCAUUACAUCCUGGCUCACUGAUGGAUCCUCUGCAGUGAAUGGGUGCCAUCAGAAUGAGAGUCCAAAAACCUCACAAUAAUCCAAAGGUAUUCCACACAACUCCAGUCGAUCAAUUAUCAUCUUAAGGUUUUUAUCAGCUGUUUGAACUCUCAUUCUGACGGCACCCAUGCACGGCAGAGCAUCCAUUGGCGAGCAAGUGAUUAAAUGCUAAAUUUCACCAAAUCUGUUCCUAUAAAGAAACAGACACAUCUACAUCUUAGAUGACCUGAAAGCGAGCAAAUUUUCAUUUUUAAGUGAACUAUUCCUUUAAACAACAUCAGACAGAGAUGACCAAAUCCAGUUAGAUUAUGAAUGUAAACCCAACAAUGAAAAUGUACUUGUUUGUUAGAUGUUCUGAUCUGUUGCCCAAGACUGUGCAGGGCACAGUACUACAUGGGGACAAGAAUGACCCUGGAUCAGCUAACAGCUUUUAUUUUAUAUCAAUAGUUCAGAUAGAACUAUUAAUGACAAGUGCCUUGUGAAUAUUUUACAUUUUGCCUGUUUCUGUGAUGAGACUGCUUACUUAGUUCAAGAGGCUGUGCCUCUUUCAUCCCAAAGGCACUUUUAUACAGCAUAGCUUUAUUUUCAUCUGAUACAGCUUUAAAUGACGAAUGCAGCAUGAACUGCAGAAGAUGCACAAACAUUUCUUGAAAACUUUUUUUUUUCUCAUGAAUUGCAAGCGGUUUGAUACUCUGUGGCAUAGAAAACCUAUCAUUUAUUUAAUUGAGAUGGAUGAGUGACCAAAGUCAACAGUGAAAACGGGAAAAUAUUAGAUGAUACGGUCAUUGUGAUAAUCUGCUGUCUACUAGUAGGAGAAUUUCAAUUUAUCCAUGAAUGUCUUCAGAUGAACUUUGUUUUUGAAUACCUGUAUUACAGUAAAUGCAACAACGUACCAUUAAAACAUUCCA